This is a messenger RNA of Chaetomium strumarium, 1760 nucleotides long. RefSeq lists its product as uncharacterized. The coding region runs from base 197 to 1585 and encodes 462 amino acids. Gene Ontology annotation, biological process: protein deglycosylation; glycoprotein catabolic process; protein quality control for misfolded or incompletely synthesized proteins. Lineage: Eukaryota; Fungi; Ascomycota; Sordariomycetes; Sordariales; Chaetomiaceae. The record is from RefSeq and is a predicted model, not a curated record. Gene Ontology annotation, cellular component: nucleus; cytosol. Gene Ontology annotation, molecular function: peptide-N4-(N-acetyl-beta-glucosaminyl)asparagine amidase activity. The transcript has 2 exons.
AUCCGCAAUUAGGCGCCACUUGACGACGACGCUCGACUACCUCCGCCACCGAUUAAAACCGGCCCGCGCCGACGAGCAAGACAUCCAAGCACACCACCCUGACUCUGGAGGAAGUUGGCGACAACAGCAUCCUUCGCCGACAUCGUCACCACCCUCCUUGGUCUCCUCCGCGGCGUUACCCGCGACUUCCCAAGUCAUGGACCCGAAUCAGAGGGAGCUGCCUUCGGGCACGAUCCCUUUCAGCGAGGAAUGGACGCACGGGUUGACAACGCAGUUCGAACAGUUGCUGAGGACGAAACGAUUAAACGAACUUCAAUCACGAUCACGCCAGGGCUCUCCUGCGCCAAAACAACCCUCAUCGUCGGGCAAUCCACAACAGUCCUCCUCGUCGGCUUCAUCCAACUCUCACGACGCACAAGCACCGCCAUCGUACUCUACCGUACGGCAUCUUCCCUUGAUCCCAACCGCUCCAUCGCCCGACGACCGCGCGUCUACCAAGUUCCGAAACCUGCUCGUGUCUCUGUCAGCGACGCCGACUAAGUACGAGAACCCCGGCCUGCUCGACGAGGCCCUGCAAGUGAUCCCGCUAGACAGGAUAUAUAGCGAGGCCGAGGAGGAGAGCCAAGUCUUGCAGGCGCAGGCCGAGAGUUUAGGCCCUGGCCAUACACCGGAAUGGGGUUACCAAGACUGCGUCAUCCGUGCCCUCCUCAGAUGGUUCAAGAGAGAUUUCUUCACCUGGGUCAACAAUCCCCAAUGCCCGGUGUGCUUCUCGCCGACAAUCGCACAGGGCAUGACACAGCCGACGCCCGAAGAGAAGGCAUGUGGCGCGUUGCGCGUGGAGCUUUACCGAUGUUCCAACGCCAACUGUAUGGCGUAUGAGCGCUUCCCCCGGUACAGUGAUGUCUGGCGGCUUUUGCAGACACGGCGGGGGCGCUGCGGCGAGUGGGCAAACUGCUUCAGCAUGUUGUGCCGGGCAGUGGGCGGGCGCGUGCGGUGGGUGUGGAAUGCCGAAGACCACGUAUGGACCGAGGUCUACUCGGAGCACCAGAAGCGAUGGAUCCACGUCGACGCCUGCGAAGAGGCCUGGGACAACCCCCGGCUGUACACGGAGGGCUGGGGCAAGAAGAUGUCGUACUGCAUCGCAUUCUCGAUCGACGGCGCGACCGACGUGACCAGGCGCUAUGUGCGGAAAAUGGAGUACUACAACGACCGCAACCGGUGUCCGGAAGAGGUUCUGUUGUACAUCAUGCAAGAGAUCAAGCACCUGCGGAGGGCCAACAUGGACAAGGAGACGCGCUUCCGGCUUGAAAAGGAGGACGCGAAAGAGGAGACCGAACUGCGCAGCUAUAUCGUCGCUUCGAUUGCGCAGUCCGUGACCAAGAUCGUGCCGACCAUCGAACGCGGCGCGACCGCGAGCGGCGAGGGGCGGCGAGGAGGAUCUUCGUCGGGCGAUGAUACUAAGGUUCCCGUGUCCGCCGAUCUUCCGGGCCGCCAGAGCGGCAAUGCCGAAUGGGUCGCUGCGCGCGGCGAGAAUGGCAUGCGAAACCGCUUCUUUCCUCCUAAUCAAGGGCCACCGUUCCCCUGAGGUCUAAGGUAUCAUCUCCAAAUAUCGUGGACCCAGACGCCGACAAACAACAAAACCAACACCCGCCCCAGGAAGCCGGAAGUUCACCCACCAUGACCCCCAUCCGUCCGCGCUUCCUCCGCCAACGGCCGCCUGCGAAAACCAUGCGACGACUUACGAGUCAGCUACCGGCAAC